AUGAAUUUAUAUAUACUUCUUUUUCUUUGUUACUUUUAAUGUUUCCAAAUUAUUUUGAAUUCAACAAGAUAAGCAAUUAGAGAGUUAUGUGUAAAUCAUGAAAGCAAAAAAGAUUUGAUAAUUAUUGUUGAGGAUGUUGAAUAAGAAGAAUUGUAUAUUUAAUGGGAAUUAUUACAUAUCAGCUCUGAUCCUUCUAUGACUGUCAAUGGAUGUUUAACUUAACAGUAUUAAAAACGUGCAUAUACAGACUGGGCUGUUAGAUUAGGCAAUUAAAUUUUGAUGUCAGAAAGAUAAGAGUUUAAUUUUACACUUUAUGAAUCUAGUAGAUUCUAUAAUUUAAUUGAUAUGCCAUUUUUUAAUACUAAUAAUACAUUAAUAAUGAAUGGAACUAUUUUUCUAAUUAAUUCGACUCAAUUAAAGGUAAAUUCUGAUUAUUUCAUUCGAGUAACAGGUAUAACAACUAAAACUAAAAUCUAAAUAUUUUCAUAAUUGUUGUAAAUUCGCAUAAUGAUAUAAAAAGGAGAUCUAAUAGCAAAAUAAAUUAUAUCUAUCCAAAAAUUAGUAAAUCCAGAAUAGAGUGAAAUUAUUUUAUCAAGUUCGAUAAUCUAUGAUUGGAAAAUAUUCAUAAAAGAUCCCACACGAUUUGGCCCAAUUUUAUCUACUAUUUCAUAAUAAAAAACUUCAUUUAUUAAUAUUUCAUUAACUCCAACUUGGACUGAUAAAUUAUUUAUAAUAACAAUUAUUGCUAUUGAUACAGAUGGUAUACAGUACUAUUAGACUGAUUGGUUUCAUUAAAUAGGAUAAUAAUGGAGCUCUCAAUCAAAGAUAGAUUGCAAUAUUUCAGUUCUUUCAGAUAAUAAUUAAUCUCAAUGGAGUUAGAGAUAUUCUUGCUUAGAAUGGCAAAGUGGAGAACUUAAAGUUAUUCUACCUUAAUAUGAUUAUCUUUCUCUUCCCUAAAACUCAGAUUGCAAUAAUAAUGGACAAUUGCAAUCCUCAUAUUAACCAUUACAAUAUUGUCUAUGUAAAGAUAAUUAUACUGGAAUAUCAUGUUAAGAUUUUAUAGAUGAAAUUAAUUAUAAUUAAACUUAAUAUUAUUUUCGAACAUUGAUUAAUGAUUUUAUAUUUCAAACUUUAGAUAAGUAUUAUUUUCAUAUUUAAUUAUAGCUCCACUUAUUAAAGAAUACUUUAUUUAUUAGUUAAAGAAACAUAAGGAAAUGAUUAAUCUCUAUUUGAUUUUUUAAAGUAUAAGUCUUUCUAUUUUGGCCAAUAAUUGCUUCUUAUUUAUGAUACUCUAGCCAUAAAAUCCAUUAUCAAUAAUAAUACUAAUCUUACUUAAGACAUUUUUAAAGCUGUUUCAAAUAUUAAAAAUCUAUUUGAAAUGACUGGAAUCAUGUAAUAUACUAAUUUUAUCAUCUAUGUAUCAACCAUUAAUUAAUUAACGUAAAUUGAUAAGAAUACAUUCUUAUUAGAAUAUAAAUAAAAUUCUACUGUUGAAUAUUCAUCUAAAUGUAUAUUUUUGAGCUCCAGCUUUAUCUUUGCCUAAAUGACUCUUUAUUCAUCUCAAUUCACCAAUUUCAUUGGAUCUAAUAUCUAUUCCUAAUUCAUGAAUUGUUAAGCUUUUUCAAUCAAUGCCAAUCUACUUUUAAAUAUUAAUACUAACAUUUCAAUAAUAACUAAUUAUCAAAUAACUUCAAUUUAAAGACCAUCAUAAUUAAGAUGUAAAUCUAAUUCAACAAUAAAUUAAUGCAGAAUACAUAAAUUAUUUGAUAAUUAUGCCGAAGCAAGUUUUGAUUAAUAUUUUGGACCUUAUGUUAUUGAAAGAUCCCCUAUUUAAAAAACAUUUGAUUAUCAAACUAUAGUAGAAUAAAUUUCAAAUCCAUCCUAUUAAAACAUUUUAAGUUUCUUACUUUGUUACAUUUUAUUACUAAAUUGA
Molecule: messenger RNA, 1933 nt
Organism: Paramecium sonneborni
Lineage: Eukaryota; Ciliophora; Oligohymenophorea; Peniculida; Parameciidae
Source: the annotation of a GenBank genome assembly